Messenger RNA from Thunnus maccoyii (southern bluefin tuna), 1702 nucleotides. It is a transcript of the gene cyp7b1, whose product is annotated as cytochrome P450 7B1. The record is from RefSeq and is a predicted model, not a curated record. Gene Ontology annotation, molecular function: heme binding; steroid hydroxylase activity; oxidoreductase activity, acting on paired donors, with incorporation or reduction of molecular oxygen. Gene Ontology annotation, biological process: bile acid biosynthetic process; cholesterol homeostasis. Bases 287 to 1570 code for a protein of 427 amino acids. The transcript is spliced from 5 exons. NCBI's taxonomy places the organism in Eukaryota, Metazoa, Chordata, Actinopteri, Scombriformes, Scombridae.
GGUAUGCUAGCUACUAGCUGCUAGCAUACCACUAAGUGAAGUAAGUUAGCUUGUAAUACAAAGAUAAAAGCCUUUUAAAAUGAAAAAGCACAGCAGAAAUGUUUCUGACAGAAACACAGCAAACACUCCAACAUCCUGGUGAAGGAAGACAGCUGGAAGAGAUUAGCAUUUAUUAAAAGAGACGACAGAAAUCAAGGCGGAGACAAAGGUCACAACAGGAUUCAAACCAUCGUGUUCAUGAUCAGCGUGGCUCCCUGACACAUUUCAUUCAAGAGAAGGUAAAUACAUGACCUUCGUCAUGGACCCUUUAAUGUAUCCAAACAUCAUCAAACAUGGCCGCCAGCUGGAUUUCCACGAGUUCACCAACAGGGUGGCGCCCUUCACCUUUGGCUACCCGCCCGUCGUCAACCAGAAGUUCCCCGGCUUGCAAGAGCAGAUCAGACGCUCCUUCCAGCUCCUCCAGGGAGACAACCUCCGGCCGCUGACAGAGAGCAUGACGGAUAACCUCAUGCUGGUGUUUCGUCAGGACCACCUGGGCGAGAGGCCGGAGGAGGAGGGCGGCUGGAAGACGGACAGCAUGUAUGAGUUCUGCAGCUCGGUCAUGUUCGAAGCCACCUUCCUCACCUUGUACGGCAGGCCGGCGUCCGCCAGCCGCCACGACAGGAUGGGCGUGAUGAGGGAGGACUUCAUCAGGUUUGACACCAUGUUUCCGCUGCUCAUCGCUCAGAUGCCCAUCUGGCUGCUGGGACGGACCAAGGCGAUCCGCGAGAAGCUGACCAACUACUUCCUGCCACAGAGCAUGUCGCGCUGGUCCAACACUUCACAGUUCAUCAGGAGGAGAGCCGAGGUGUUUGAGCAGUACGACAUGCUGAGGGACAUCGAUAAAGCAGCUCAUCACUUUGCCAUCCUUUGGGCGUCUGUGGCCAAUUCCACCUCUGCCACCUUCUGGGCCAUGUAUCAUCUGGUGAGUCACCCUGAGGCCCUGGAGGUCGUCCGCCAGGAGAUCCAGGAUGUUCUGAGGCUCAGCGGGGUCGAGUUCAGCAGCGACCGAGAUGUGACGCUCAGCAAAGAGCAGCUGGAGAAGCUCUCCUACCUGGGGAGCACCAUCAACGAGAGCCUCCGCCUGUCCUCCGUCUCCAUGAACAUCCGUGUGGCUCAGGAGGACUUCAGUCUGCGUCUGGACGACAAGCGUUCGGUGGCCAUCAGGAAAGGAGACAUCAUCACCCUGUACCCUCAGAGCAUGCACCUGGAUCCCGAGAUCUACGAGGAGCCGCAGACGUUCCGGUUCGACCGUUUCGUGCAGGACGGCAAAGAGAAGACGGACUUCUACAAAGACGGACAGAAGUUGAAGUAUUACCGCAUGCCGUUCGGCUCCGGCUCCUCCAAGUGUCCCGGACGCCACUUCGCCGUCAACGGGAUCAAACAGUUCCUGUGUCUGCUGCUGCUCUACUUCGACCUUCAGCUGGUGGAAGGUCAGACCAGAGCGACCUGGGACUCCAGCAGAGCCGGCCUCGGCAUCAUGCAGCCCACCACAGACGUUCGCUUCCGCUACAGACUGAGAGCAGUUUAACUGGGAAUGACAUGUUGCUCUGAGUGUGUUAGUGUUAGCGGCUCCACAUGCAGUAGACAGUCCUCUCAUUUCAGAUCUAAGAGUCAUUGAAACUGUUGCAGCAUUUUGUUUUCUAGGGAGGGGACACUACUG